Podarcis lilfordi (Lilford's wall lizard) is the source of this 768-nucleotide messenger RNA. The record is from the annotation of a GenBank genome assembly. NCBI's taxonomy places the organism in Eukaryota, Metazoa, Chordata, Lepidosauria, Squamata, Lacertidae.
AUGUUAAAGGAGAGCAAAAGGCACCGAUUGAACUUUCCCUCCCACUGUGUAGCAGAACUUCACUUUCCCCAAAGCAAGAAGCACUGGCUCAGAUCAUCCAACGGAUUCUUUCUUUGUACCUCAUCAAAACCUAAGACGAGUGAGAUCACAAGUUCAACGCAACCAGAGUCCUGUUCUCUUCAUUCCCAACAACAGUCAAGGAACUCACAUGAAACCCCCCUUUGGUGUCUGGGUUGUCUCAUCAGAAUUGCUAGACAUCGUACUUCAGCCAGCACAAAGUGGACUGUAGUCCAUGAGAGCUUAUGAUCACAGGAGAGAGGGGGAGAAAUAGAGGAAUGGGGGCUGGGGGGCUGUGCUAUCCACUGACCACUUCUUUAGCUUACAAGCAUUUUAAUUCUGCUCACACAUUUCCAAGAUGGUUGUUGUUUUUCCUUACAUUUCUGUGCAACCUCUCCUCCAUCCUGGAAGGCAAAGUGUCAUUCAUGUGCUUCCUGUGCAGUCACCCAUCUAGAAACGGAUCAGACCUAAACCGCCUUAGCUUCAGUAAGGUGGUAGUCACUUACGCCUUCCGGCCAAAGCCUGGGGAAUAUGCAUUGGCGGAUGCUGAUUGCUUGAAGUGAAAGCAUUGAUUUUCCAGAUUCUGUACUUGCUCACAGCCUACCACCUCCCAGUCAGCCUGACUCUAGGCUUCUCUGUUCUUUCUCUCCCCCAGCUUCCAAAGUGCUCUUUGCAGCCACCUCUUUCCCCACAACUGGUGCCCUGACCUGA